Molecule: messenger RNA, 416 nt
Organism: Drosophila rhopaloa
Lineage: Eukaryota; Metazoa; Arthropoda; Insecta; Diptera; Drosophilidae
Product: H/ACA ribonucleoprotein complex subunit GAR1
Exons: 1
Coding region: 9-350 (113 amino acids)
Source: RefSeq, a predicted model, not a curated record
GCCACAGUAUGAAGUUCCUUGCCCUGAGUCUCGCCCUGAUCGCCGUGAUCACCUGCUGUUUGGCCCUUCCGGUGGAUCUGGUCGAUGGUGCACCACUGACCCUACUGGAACUGGAGGCGGAACAGGAUCCCCAGGUGGAUGAACUGGAGGGCGAGCGAGUGGAACGAGGACUAGGAGGUCUGGGAGGACUCGGCGGCAAGUUCGGCGGCUUCGGAGGACUCGGUGGCCUGAAGGGAGGAUUCGGUGGACUGGGACACGGCUUUGGCGGUGGAUUCGGAGGACAUGGCUUCGGCGGCGGCUUCGGUGGACUGGGCAGCUUCAAGAGUCUCUUCAACAAGAAGUUCCGUUGAUGUUGCAGCAAACACAAAUUGUAGUCUAGUAAUUUCGUAAUAAAGUAUGUUUAAGUAAAAUUAAAA